Thecamonas trahens ATCC 50062 is the source of this 1595-nucleotide messenger RNA. Its product is annotated as ammonium transporter. Gene Ontology annotation, biological process: ammonium transmembrane transport. Gene Ontology annotation, molecular function: ammonium channel activity. The transcript has a single exon. Gene Ontology annotation, cellular component: plasma membrane. The coding region runs from base 91 to 1578 and encodes 495 amino acids. Lineage: Eukaryota; Apusomonadida; Apusomonadidae. The record is from RefSeq and is a predicted model, not a curated record.
CUCUCCCUACUCCUCGCCUCCCGGUCACCGACACUACCUCCCCUCUUCCCCCUCUCCCUUCCCCGCUAGGUACAGAAGAACCCUGUCGCCAUGGUGGACGCGGACACGGCGACUAAGCUCAUCCAGAACUGCACGCCCAACCUCGCCGACUCGGCGUUCAUGGCUUGGGCAGCGGCGCAGGUGUUUGUCAUGAUUCCUGCGCUGGCCAUGUUUGAGGGUGGACUGGUGCGAUCGAAGAACGUGCUCUCGCUCUUUGCGCAGAUUUUUGUCGGCCUUGCAGUGCUCUCGGUCAUGUUCUUCCUCGUGGGAUUCUCGCUCAUCUUUGGCGACGACAAGGGCGGCUUCAUCGGCGGGCUCGACUAUGUGGCGCUCAAGGGCUUUGAUCCCUCGACCUGCUUUGGCCGCGUCGCCACCCUGCCGUCGACGCUCUACGCGCUGUACGAGUGCAUGUUUGCGGUCAUCACGCCGCUGCUCAUCACUGGCGCCUUUGCCGAGCGACUGACCUUUCGCGCGUACGUGGUCUUCAUCGUGGUGUGGGAGCUGACCGUGUACUAUCCGGUGGCGCACUGGAUCUGGGGCGGCGGGUGGCUGAUGCAGCGUGGCGCGCUGGACUUUGCGGGCGGCAUUGUGGUCCACACCACGGCUGGCGCCGCCGCGCUUGUCACUGCGGUCAUGCUCGGCGCGCGCGCCGGGCACGGCGUCUCGCACGCUCUCAAGCCGCAUUCGGUCCCGCUGACCAUGAUUGGUGGUGGCCUGCUGUGGUUUGGCUGGUUUGGCUUCAACGGCGGCUCGGCAUACCGGUCCGGCGGCGACGCAGCGUCUGCCACGCUCAACACCCACAUUGCGGCGUCGGCAUGCGGCGUGGUGUGGCUGCUCAUCUCGUGGAAGCGCGAGGGUCGCCCGCACACCGUCGACGUUAUGAACGGCAUCAUCGCCGGCCUUGCCGGCAUCACACCUGUGGCCGGCUACUGCUCACCAGUGGCAGCGCUCGUCAUUGGCAUCGUCCUCGGCCUCCUCGCCGACGGCGCAGUCAUCCUGCUCACCGACGUCCUGCACAUCGACGAUGCGCUGGAGGUCUCGGCCGUCCACGGCGCGACCGGGCUCAUCGGCUCGCUGGCGACAGGCUUUGUGGCGUCGUCCACCUACUCGGAUGCCGUGACCAAUGAGGGCCUCUUUAUCCAUGGCGGAAGCGGCAAGCUGCUCGGUGAGCAGGUGCUCGCCGUUGUGGUCACGCUCGCAUGGUCGGGCGUCUGGUCGUGGAUCAUCUUCGCCUUUAUCGAAAGGGUGCUCGGUUGGGACCUGCGGGUCUCUGCUGCCGAGGAGGACGAAGGCCUCGACGUCGGCCAGCACGAGGGCCACGCAUACCUCUUCUCACGACUCGCCAUCUACGAGGAGGUCUUCCCAGAGGAGGAGACGCCGCCGCCGUCGAUUUUCACCACCGCGCGCUCGCGCUCGCAAAUGCGCCGCGACCACUACCACGGGCCGACCUCGAUCUACACCUCGGUCGACACGCCGCUGUUCUCGUCGGUCAACGGCUCGCUUCGCGACGCGUCGCGGACGCGCUCCAUGCACGUGUAAAAGCAAACUCAUUGCUU